UUAUAUCUCUCUGCUGCAAUUGGAUUUUCAUGGGCUAUAAAACAUUAUCAGCAAAAUUAAAACUUAAAAAAGGCUUGACGUGUUUAAAUUUACAUAUAAUAAAUACAUAUAAAAAGCUUACCUUUUGGAAUGAAAUUAUAAAACCAGAGAACUGUUUUCACCAUAUUUUAAUUUUAUGAGAUGGUAAUUAAUGGUAGUUGCUAAACUGCUGCCUGCAAAAACACUCACUAAUAAACUGAUAUCAAAUAUAUCAUUUAAAAGCAGUUAUAAACUGUUUCUUACUGUGCCUACAUGAGAAAUUGCACAACAUACGGAUGUCUGCAGUGGAAAACUUUGAUUAGGGGGAAAUUGCUUUAUGAUUGUUGGUGGCAGUUACAUGCUGGGUGAUUUUAAAGUCCAGCUGUUAUCUCUUCCUCUGAGAGGUCAGAUAGGAAAGUGUCUUCAGGCUGUGUUCAGAGCUUCACACUGAUCCGGUGGAAGAGGAGUAAAGAUGUUACAUGUGAGGAGCUCAGGCCUCCUUCUGCUGUUGACUCUGCAGUUUGCUUCUUGGACUCAAGCAUGUCUGUCUCCUGAGACCAAAUGUGACUUUGUGUGCGACUGUGCUGAAGACUGCAGCGAUGAGCAGGACUGUGGCUACAGAGGAAAGGAGUUUGAGUGUGACUUUGAGGAUGCGGGACUGUGUGGAUGGACCGAACAGUCGCUCGGUUCACUGUAUCGCUGGGAGAGACGUCAGAGAGGAAACACUCUGCCUGAUAGCGGUCCAUCCUCUGAUUACACCACCGGCACAGCUACAGGUUGGUUCAUGGGAGUGACUGCAGUGCAUUCAGAGUCUCAACAUACUGCAGUUUUAGCGUCUCCGGAGAUUAAAGAGUCUUCGGCCACAUGUCGUCUUCGCCUUCGAUAUUUCCUCUGGGACUCAGGUCACUCAGGUUUUGGAUCUGCUCCUUUGUGGGCCUCCAUCCUUCGCCAGGGUUCUCCAGAAACUGUCGUGUGGCGUCCGGAGGCCACCAGCAUCCGCGGCUGGAGGGAAGCCACCAUCUUUCUGGGCCGAAACCCUUCGAGUUUCCGAAUCCAUCUUCAGUCGCGGCGCUCUGAAGGACAAAAAGGAGACGUUGCUAUCGACCAGCUGGAGUUUCUAGACUGUGCUUUGCCCUUACCAGCAGGCUGUGCAGCAGGGAUGGUGGAGUGCGCCAAUGAAGGCUGUGUUGAGCCUCGACAGAUCUGUGACGGUACCGAUGACUGUGGCGACGGGACGGAUGAGAAGGACUGUGAACUAGAAGGCUACCAACGCUGUGACUUUGAGGAGGAUUUGUGUAACUGGGACCUUGAAUCACUUUCCCCACUGAAAUGGGUGAGAACAAGUCAGGAGAACAUCUCCAUCACAGAUCCUCUACAAGGACCAGGCAGAGAUCACUCCAACAACAGUGCAUCAGGUCACUUCCUGUAUGUCACCGUCCCUGAGGCUGGUCUUGAAACUGAUUGGGCUGCUUUCCAGAGUCCUUCUCUUGAGCCCACCAACAGUACACAUCCUUGUAAGAUGGUGAUGUACACUCACCAGUUCGGGCCGAGGUCCGGCGGUCUGACGGUGUUGGUGGCAGAUCGUCUAAUUACCCCCGUGUGGGAAAGGGGUGGAUCUUUAGGUGAUGUCUGGGUGAAGGCAGAGGUGGAGAUCGUCACCGACACAAUUUUCCAGAUCCUGAUAAUGGCAGCAGUCAGAGACUUUACAUACGGAGGUAUCGCUGUCGACAGCCUCGUGUUGUCCCCUGAAUGCCGCCUGUCGACAGGAAAUAGCACUCUGGAAAAAUUCCCUAAACCCCCCAAAGACCCGUGUACAGUGCCGGAAAAGAUGUGUGAUUUUCAUGCUGACUGUGAACAAGCAGAAGAUGAAGCUAAAUGUGGGGACUUUCUUUACACCGAGGGCAGUUCGGGUUGGACUGACAGCAGCAUUGGGAGUCAAGGUUGGGUUCUGUAUGAAAACUCCACUCACAAAGAGGAGGAGUACCUGUAUGUGGUCCAGGCUCCGGGUCAGCAGCUGACUGAUGCCCAGACUCGGACUCCCCUCCUCGGACCCUCCGGUGCUGCCUGUAACCUCAGCUUUGAUUUUGCUCUAACUGGGAAUCCAGAACAUAUCGGUGAUCUGUCCGUCAGGGUGAUCGACAGCUUGCUGGGCGACGGACCGAAGCUCUGGGAGUUCAGCGGGAAAACUGGAAAAGACGAGGAAUCCUGGCGACGCGCUUCCGUACUUAUUGGAAUCAGGAAACACCGCUUCCAGCUGGCAUUUGAAGCUCGCGCCAGAAAACUUUGUCCAUGUGCCAAGAUUAAAGUGAAAAAUGUUCGCUUCAAUGGCUGUCAUGCCAGCUACUACCCAUUCUCUCCCACAGGGCUGUCGUGUAACUUUGAAGAGGGACUGUGUGGAUGGAUGCAGGACAACAGCGACAACUUUGACUGGACGUUGUUCAGCGGGAUGGACCACUCCAUCGGAAUUGGAAACAGCCUUGUUGUGGACCUGUGGAGUCCUUCACUUCGUGGUGCGUUCGGACGCUUAAUUUCCUACCCACUUCCAGCUGGUUCCACAGAUUACUGCCUGUCCUUCUUCUACAAGCUCUAUGGACCCAACACAGGUGUUCUGAACGUGAAAGUAGCAGAUAACGACGGUUCUGAAACCCUCCUCUGGACUCGCAGUGGAGCUCACGGCAACAUGUGGCAAGCAGCUGAAUGUUGGGUACCUCAUCAGCUCACAGACUUUCAGCUGAUCUUUGAGGCGGUUCGCUCUGGUUUUGACGGCCGGUUGGCCAUAGACGAUUUGGUGUUCUUGGACCGUCAGUGCACCUUACCAAGGGUUUGUUCCUUCGAAAGCCAGCAGUGCGGCUACAAAAGUUCUGGUAAAGUUCGUUGGCUGCACCAGAACGGACAUGGCAGCACAAUUGGACCCAAACAUGACCACAGUCUGGAGACCGAACUGGGCUACUACAUGAUGGUGAACACCGGAGCAAACACCCUUCCCUCCGAUGGAACAACAGUCCUCACUUCAUCUGUUCGCCAAGGAAAUGCCAAGACCGAGUGUGUUAAUUUCUGGUAUCACAUGGGAGGAGAGAACCCUGGUUCUCUCUCGGUUUACAUGAAGCCGGUGAAAGGAGAGAGGGUGAAGAUCUUUUCCAACACUCUGGAUCAAGGAGACGUCUGGCGCCAUGGCAACGGCAACAUCUCGAGUGGCGUUGUGGACUGGCAGUUGGAGUUCGAGGUGGUCGGAGCUGGAGGCAAAGACACUCACGUUGCCAUUGAUGACAUCUAUAUUUCAGCUCAUCCAUGUGAAGGCCGAGCGUCCAGAUGCAGUCUGGAAACUGGGAUGUGCAGCUGGAGUAACACUCUGAACGCUGAAGUGGACGAGCUGGACUGGGAGCUGACGAAUUCGGAGGUGGAGCAACAUUACACCGUCCCAUAUGAAGACCACACUCUGGGCACAGAGAAAGGUCACUUCCUGUUUGUUCCGAGCAGCAAUCGGACGGCAGCCAAUGAAAACGCCUGGCUGCUGAGUCCUCAUCUGCCCCCGACCAAAGGCACCUGUCUGAAGUUCUGGGCCUUCAAACCCCACUCAUCGGACAGUCGGCUGAACGUUUGGAGUCUGUCUGAAGGUCGUCUCAGUCAGCUGCUGGUGGUGGAUAACCUGGGCGGACCGUGGAAACACUUCGCCAUCAACAUCACGUCUACGGAGGAAUACCAGAUCGUGUUUGAAGGAACCAAAGGUUCGUCAGGUGUUGUAGCUCUGGAUGACAUCGAGUACACCAUCGGGAUCGACUGUGCUAAGAAAGUCACAGAUUCACCGACCUCAGGUAAGCCAAACAACGCCGGAGGAAUCGCAGCGUCUGUGAUCGUGAUCCUGCUGCUGCUCGCCACUCUGAUCGCUUUGCUGAUUUACUACCUGAGAACCAGAAACCGAGCUGAGGCCACGUCUGCUGGUCCGUCGUCCUCCUUCGGUGGAGGUUUCAGUAACGAAAUCUACGAAUCGGACGUCACACAGGACCGUGUGAAAGUUCCUAAAAUUCCAAACCAUCCAAUGGCAGCUGGAUUCAGUAAUGUCUCUGAACAUGCUGAGAUCGGAGAGACAGAGGACGUGUGAGACUGACAGAAAGGUUGUCCUGCCACCUAAACGUGGCUUUAUGAAAAUAAGGUGAUAUCACAGCAGAAGAACUGCUUGUGUCGCCCUCAGAUGACUCACAAACAAACAAACGCACACAUAUAUACACACACACUUAACACUAAUACAAGCGCCACCCACACAGUGACACAGAUGAAGGCCUCAGAUCUGGAAACCUUCGAGGGUCGCAGCUCUCUGCAUGUGGACGGAUGUCAGAAGGAAAUGAGAUGAACUUUAAAUCAACGUCCAUCAGCGGCAGAAAUGGUCGCCGGCAGAUUUCGGGUCUGUAAGAAACGGGUCAAGUGCAGCGAGUUUAACGAGAACGCAGCAGGUUGGGCUCCUUUUUCAAGCCUUAAAGGGGCAUUAGUUUGAUUUUACACCUCUAAACCAGUUCAGGGAGUCUACGUUUACAACAGGAAGGUGUUUAAAGGAGUCUUAAAGCUCUAAUCCGCCUCUUCAAAGAGAAGGAGAAAGAAAGGAAUGACUGUAAACAGAAAGAAAAGGACGCUGCUGCUGCUGCUUGGAUGAAGAAUGCAGGACGAAUGUAUUGUUUUAGACGUGCUGGAGGUUAACUUUAAAUAAGCUCUAAUUGAUGAUAAAUGGAAUAAAGCUGAGCACUGAAA
Amphiprion ocellaris (clown anemonefish) is the source of this 4758-nucleotide messenger RNA. It is a transcript of the gene mamdc4, whose product is annotated as MAM domain containing 4. The transcript is spliced from 29 exons. Bases 491 to 4117 code for a protein of 1208 amino acids. The record is from RefSeq and is a predicted model, not a curated record. Lineage: Eukaryota; Metazoa; Chordata; Actinopteri; Pomacentridae. Gene Ontology annotation, cellular component: membrane. Gene Ontology annotation, molecular function: protein binding.